This is a messenger RNA of Nanorana parkeri, 2629 nucleotides long. RefSeq names its product inner membrane mitochondrial protein (gene IMMT). The record is from RefSeq and is a predicted model, not a curated record. Bases 147 to 2429 code for a protein of 760 amino acids. Gene Ontology annotation, cellular component: MICOS complex. The transcript has 15 exons. Gene Ontology annotation, biological process: cristae formation. Lineage: Eukaryota; Metazoa; Chordata; Amphibia; Anura; Dicroglossidae.
AGUGGUGCGCCGCUGUGUGGAAAGGGGCGUGUCCUGACAAGGGGCGUGGGCGGUGUCAGUGUGCUGUGCGCGGACACUCUCUCCUUCAUUCAUCCCGCUGUGGGACAUGUUGUACUGAGCCGUUCUCCCCCUUCAUACGAAGGAGAAUGCUGCGGGUGUGCAGGAAGGUCCGGGCGGCGACGCUGGCUCAGGAAUGCCUGCGUAUUAAGACUUCACUCCACCCCCUGCGUGAUGGCCGAGCGUACUCCACUGAAGCCUCUGGACCCUCAGCUGUGAAAAUUGUCGGCGCAGGGCUGCUGUUUGCCGGAGGUGGAGUUGGGGGCACACUACUUUACGCCCACUGGGAUCCAAAGUUCCGUGAAAAUGUUGGGAAGUCCAUACCUUACACUGACAAACUUUUCGAUCUUGCACUAGGACCUCCACCCUACAGCCUGCCAGUGCCUAAGAAACCGCAGGGGAAGCCUGGGCCCUUACAAAUCUCCUCAGUUUCUGAAGUAAUGAAAGAAUCCAAGCAGCCUAAGAAACAGACAGAGUCACCACCAGCAGCCAGUGCACAAGCUUCAUCGCACGCAGCACAGAUUAUUUCUGCAGCCGGUGAUGCCAUUUCAGUCCCAGCUCCUGCUGUGCAUGAAGAGGAAACCUCCAAGGCACCAGAGGCAACGGAGCAUAAACCACAACACCAUGGGAGCUCAGGUACUGAGCAUUGUAAGGAGUGUGAGCAUGAGGAUAAACCCCACCUGAAAGAACGGCCUCCAGAGGAGGUGGCUGCACGUCUUGUCCAGCAAGAGAAGAAAGAGAGGGAGAAGAUAGACUCUAUAGCUGCAGUCUUGGAGGAAGCACUGAGUAACACUGCCCGGGUCACACUCCAAACCAUCUCAUCCCAAGAGGCUGCAGUGCAAGCGGUCAACUUCCAUGCCCAGAAACUGCGAGAGGCCAUGGACGACGUUCAGGUUCCUGCAGAACACAAGUCCUUACAGUGGAGGGAUUUGGAGGAUGCCUUGAAGGUGCGCAGCAAAGCUGUGGAUGAGGCAGCGGAUUCUCUUCUCAAAGCAAAGGAGGAGCUAGAACGGAUGAAGGGUGUUAUUGAUGAUACCAAAAAGAACAUCGUGAAUGGAGCGAAGCCGCACAUCAUUUCAGCUGAAGAGAACCUCCAUCGUAUGAUCGUGGACCUGGACAAUGUUGUUAAUAAGGUACAGGCAGCCCAGUCAGAAGCAAAGAUCGUGGCUCAGUACAAUGAACUGGUGGCUGUGGCACGUGAAGACUUCCAAAAAGAGCUGGACAGUGUUACCCCGGAGGUGCAGACUGGCUGGAAGGGCCUCAAGAUUUCCGAUGUAGCUGGAAAACUCGGCACCGAGGACCUGAACUCUCUCAUCGCCCAUGCCCACCGGCGCAUCGACCAGUUACACAAGCAGCUAGCGGAGUUCAGGGUGAGGGAGAAGCAGCACAUCGAGGUAGCUAUAGAGAAGCAGAAGCUGGAGGAUAAGCAAGCCCUGGAGUCUGCAGUGACCAAAGCCCUGGAGCAUUACCGCACCGAGAUCCAACUGGAGCAAGACAAGAAGGUAGAGGAGGUGAGGGAUGUGAUGGAGGUGGAGAUGAGAACACAGCUACGCAGACAAGCGGCCGCACACACAGAUCAUCUGAGGGACGUCCUCGGUGUACAGGAACAAGAGCUGAAGGCAGAGUUCCAGCAGAGCCUGUCGGAGAAGCUGUCUGACCAAGAAAUGCAGUUCAGGCGUCUUACUCAGGAACAGCUGGAUGGAUUCACUCUGGAUAUCAACACGGCCUACGCCAGGCUGAAGGGCAUUGAGCAGGCUGUGGAAGGGCACGCCGUAGCUGAAGAGGAGGCCAGAAAGGCCCAUCACCUCUGGUUAUCCAUUGAAGCUUUACAGUUUGCGCUGAGAACAGCGUCUGGCGAAAGCCCCACCGAGCCAUUGGAGAGUGCAGUACAGGGGAUCAAAGCCAGCUGCUCCAAUAAUGAAUUCACAGAAGCCCUGACCUCUGCGCUGCCUCAAGAGUCCCUUCACCGCGGCGUGUACAGCGAGGAGGCCCUCCGAGCACGCUUUUAUACCGUCCGUAACCUAGCCCGCCAGGUGGCCCUCAUUGAUGAAACCAGAAACAGUCUGUACCAAUACUUCCUCUCCUACCUGCAGUCUCUUCUCGUAUUUGAACCUAAGCAGGUAAAACCCCCAAGCGAGCUGACCUCCGAGGAUCUGGACACGUUCAAACUGCUCUCUUACGCCUCCUAUUGCAUCGAGCAUGGCGAGUUAGAGCUGGCCGCUAAGUUUGUCAAUCAGCUGAGAGGAGAGUCUAGAAGGGUGGCUCAUGACUGGUUGAAUGAGACCCGUCUGACCCUGGAAACCAAGCAGGUCAUAAGUAUCCUGUCGGCGUACGCCAGCGCAGUCGGCUUGGGCACCACACAAGUACAAUGAUGGAAAGGGAAGAUUAAAUGAAGUCAGAAUUGUUGCAGUGUUGAAUCCGAAAACCCCUUUUUGUCACACAGAGAAAAACUUUCAUUUAUAGAGUGCCGGAUGCUGAGAUGCAGCUGGGGCGGCCAUUUUGCAUAUAGUGACCAGUGCGGAGCAAUAUUUAAGGGGUCAGCCCAAUAAAUCGGAGAUAUUUCAGAUCUAAA